AUGGACCUACUACACUCAACAGUAAAUAUGGAAGAGGAGUUGGACUCGGAAAUCUCCUCAAUCCGCGCCGAAAUCCGCAACCUCCAACGCCGCCGUCGAUUCCUUGCCUCCAGUAUUCUCUCGUCCGAUAUACUGCAGUCUCGUUUCAAGGCGCAUCAACCACAGCAAGAAGAAGACGAAGAAGAAGAAACAACAACAACAACAGCAGCAGCAACAAGACCAGCCCCCCUCUCAACCCUAAACGAAGACAUCUCCCCGCUGGUCCGCGCCGCAGGCAUACACGCGCAGUCGAACCACCACCGCAUCGCGUUCUCCACAACCACAUUUCCAUUCAAGGAUCCGUCGCCGAAUAACAAUCCGCCCAAUAGCGCAACCGGAAACGCCAAUUUACUCGGGGUGCGCAUUGAUAUCGGUGUCCGGAGCGGCAGAUUCUCCAAGCCAUACUAUCUGCUUCUCCGACGGGUGCGUGUUGACGCGGCAGGCAAGCAGGAGCGAACUCGAGUCCGCGUGCACAGACAUACGAUUCCGGCAUUUAUACCCGUUGAGCGAUUAGAACGGGUCUUCCUGCCCGUGCCUGUGUCUGUACAAGGUGAUGAGGGAGAAGGAGAGAGGCUGAACGAAACGAAGAAAAAGUCGAGCUCCGCGCGAGGGCAGGACUUGCGUGGCUUCGUGCGCGAAGUUCGACGACAGUUAGUUGCGUGGCAUACCAGGAUGGAUGCGGUGAGUUACCUCCGCGAGCAGCUGGGUGUUAUUCGGCGCGGAGUGGAUGAAGAUGAGUACGGGUACGAGGACGAGCACGCAAAUAAGGACGGGCUGUGGGAUCGAGACGUGCUAGGCGAUUCAGGGGCUGGAGAGACUCGAUUGAAGAAAAACGAGCUGGGGAUUGUGGCGCUGGCGCCCACAGCGCUGGAGGCUUCGUAUGUGCGGUUAGAGUGGGAAGAUGGCCGGGUGGGGAGGUUGAAGGUAUCUAAUUCUGGGGUUGUGGAGCGCGCUGUUGUUAUUGGGGAUACUGGGAGGGAUAAGGCGCUGGAGGCUGCGAUCACCACGGGUGAUAGGAAAUUGCUCACCGUUUUGGAUCGGUUGAAG
This is a messenger RNA of Aspergillus ochraceoroseus IBT 24754, 1086 nucleotides long. RefSeq lists its product as uncharacterized. The annotation marks the transcript as partial. Lineage: Eukaryota; Fungi; Ascomycota; Eurotiomycetes; Eurotiales; Aspergillaceae. Gene Ontology annotation, cellular component: kinetochore; Mis6-Sim4 complex. The transcript has 2 exons. The record is from RefSeq and is a predicted model, not a curated record.